UAGGGGGAAUAUAAGUAAUAUAAUAUAAUACAUACUAACUCUAUAUCAACUGUAUUUCUUACCUUGGUUUGUGUGUUUGUGUGUGUGUGUGUGUGUGUGUGUGUGUGUGUGUGUGUGUGUGUGUGUGUGUGUGUGUGUGUGUCGGGGCUGCAGCAACAUGAGGCUGCAGAGUCAUGUGUGAAUUUGGGGCCCCAUUUGGCCCUAUGUGUGAAGGCCCCCCACACCUAUAUAACCCACUGACCCACUCCCACACACAUUCAGACACAGAGAGACACAGCGACCAGGUGAGAGAGAGGCAGAGAGGGGCAGAUAGAGAAGACGUCAUAGACAGAAGUAGAGGGAGAGCCAGAGCUCCAUAAGUACGGACAAAGGAGGAAGUCAGGAACACGUGCCGGAUUAGAGGAACCAUGCUGAGCAUUGAGAGGUACCCCGGACUGGCCCCGGGGCCCCAGAGACUGGCUGACUGCUACUACAGAGUUUACAUAACUGAUGUGUUUGGAGGGAAUAGGAAACGAUGUAGGGAACAGGGAGUGAGGGAACAAGUGAGCCGAAUGGACCCGGCUGGGGCUGACCCCUGCUGUCCCUCCCCCACAGAGGGAGAGGCUCCGCCCCCACAGGGCCUGUUUCCUACCUCCUGUAACAUGGCAGCAAGAGCUCCGCCCCCGAGGGCCCUGGCCCCGCCUCCCGUACCCACGGAGACCGCCGGCAAGGAGCAGGUGAAGAUGGAGCUGGAGAACGCGUCGCUAUGGAAACAGUUCAGCGCCGUCGGCACGGAGAUGAUCAUCACCAAGAAGGGCAGACGGAUGUUCCCGGGGCUGAGCGUGAAGCUGUCCGGUCUGAACCCCGCCCUGCGCUACAUCCUGCUGCUGGACAUCGUCCCCCUGGACAGCUCGCGCUACCGUUUCCAGGGCGACGCGUGGCAGACGGUGGGCGAGGCCGAGGCCCGGCUGCCCGACCGGGUGUUCAUCCACCCCGACUCCCCCGCCACCGGCGCCCACUGGCUGGGCCGCAGCGUCGCCUUCCACCGCGCCAAGCUGACCAAUCACACGCUGGACUCACAGGGACACAUCAUCCUCCACUCGCUCCACCGCUACCAGCCGCGCCUCCACAUCAUGGAGGCGCGCGACAUGCUGCGCUGGGGCGGCGCCCAGCACUCCUUCAGCUUCCCCGAGACCCAGUUCCUCACCGUCACCGCCUACCAGAACCCCAGGAUCACUGAGCUGAAGAUCAGGUCCAACCCCUUUGCAAAAGGCUUCAGAGAGGAUGGAAGGAACUGCAAAAAACAAAGAGACGCACGUCAGAAACGCAAGAUGACAGAACCCCUGGAUCUGGGUACUACUCACUCUCUGGUGUGUCUCCCAGACGGCUCCGAGCCCGGCGACUCCUCCAGGGACCUGCAGGGUCUGCUUCUGGCCGCGCUGCCCCAGCAGCAGGACUCCUCCUGUGGGUUCAGAGACGAGGACCCGGCCCAGGUCCCGGAGCAGCACCUGGACCUGGGCCACUCCUUCAUCACCUCUCACAUCGACCACAUGGCCGCCAGCCUGGCCAAUGAGAUGCAGGACACUGCAGGAAGUCACGUGUCGGACCAGAUGAUUGACAGGUCUGAAACCUCCUACGAGCCAGGGUUCCUGUCCGCUCCUCCUCCCCCCUCCUCAUCCUACACCUCUCUCCCGGACGGACCCGAGGCCGCUCUCUCUGCUGGGGGGUACCCCUGCCUGCUCUCCUCCUACCCAGACCUCACCCCCCCGCCCUCCGCCACCUCCUCCCCCCUCCCCCUGCUCCCCACGUCCCCCCCGGCCUACCCCGCCCUGGCGCCGGGCGACCCCCAGGGCUUCAGUCCCCACACCCCCCUCGACGCCCCCUACCCCCCCACCCAGGACCACGCCUCCCCCGCGGUCUUCAGCUACCCUCCACACGAGGCCACGCCCCCCCACGACCCCACGGCUCCGCCUCCCUCGGGGGCGCUGGUCAACACGCCGAGCGCUCCCACCGCGUUCCCCUUUCCCCCUCUGAACCAACCCCAGACCCCCUCCUACAGCCCCGCCCCCCCUCUCAACCAAUCACAGCUCUCGUUAGCGUCCACCCCCAUCCUUAACCAGACCCAGGCCCCUCCCUUCUUCCCUGCUCCGACUCUCAACCAAUCCCAGUUCUCCUACCUGCCUCUGAACCAAUCCCAGCUGUCCUCCUUCCCACCCAACCAAUCACAACUCUCCUACCCCCCGCUGAACCAAUCCCAGCUGUCCUUAGCCCAAGGUCAGACCCCCUCCCCCUUCUUCCCCUCCCCCGCUGAGCUCCACCCCGGCUCCCCCUACCUGCCGGACAUGAUGCUGCACCACCCUGGCCUCUCCUCCGUCGCCCAGGGCCCCGGCCUCUACUCCUCCUUCCCCUCCUACCCGCUGCGGCUGUGUCCGGACCCCCGCUCCUCCAUGCCCGUUCCCCUCAGGCACGUCUACAGACAGCCCCCGCCCCCCCAGGGGUCCUACCGGGACAUGGGCCCCCGUGCCGCCUACUGAGCGUGUGCAGUUCGGAUCGCGGCGGGAGUCGAUCGUGUCGCCAUCGAUGAGUUAACUCUGGACGUUGGAUAGCGCUUUUAGAAGUGGUAGCUUCGGUAGAGUCGUAGUGGUACCGGCUGAAUGACGUCAUGAAUACAGGCUGCUCAUGUUAGGAAUAUGUCAUGGAAACAGAGUGAUGAUGUCAUAAGGAGACUGACGUCAUGAGCAGGCUGAAUGAAUACGUGGUGAUGACGUCAUCAUUUGUAAACAAAUGUGUAAAUAGAUGUUUUCUUGGAUGUGUUUUUUUUUACAAAG
This is a messenger RNA of Gadus morhua (Atlantic cod), 2807 nucleotides long. It is a transcript of the gene tbx6, whose product is annotated as T-box transcription factor 6. Gene Ontology annotation, cellular component: chromatin; nucleus. The record is from RefSeq and is a predicted model, not a curated record. Gene Ontology annotation, biological process: positive regulation of DNA-templated transcription; somitogenesis; regulation of transcription by RNA polymerase II. NCBI's taxonomy places the organism in Eukaryota, Metazoa, Chordata, Actinopteri, Gadiformes, Gadidae. The transcript has 9 exons. The coding region runs from base 408 to 2513 and encodes 701 amino acids. Gene Ontology annotation, molecular function: RNA polymerase II cis-regulatory region sequence-specific DNA binding; DNA-binding transcription factor activity, RNA polymerase II-specific.